This is a messenger RNA of Formica exsecta, 18428 nucleotides long. It is a transcript of the gene trol, whose product is annotated as basement membrane-specific heparan sulfate proteoglycan core protein-like. Gene Ontology annotation, cellular component: plasma membrane. Gene Ontology annotation, molecular function: protein binding; calcium ion binding. NCBI's taxonomy places the organism in Eukaryota, Metazoa, Arthropoda, Insecta, Hymenoptera, Formicidae. The record is from RefSeq and is a predicted model, not a curated record.
GAGAAAGAGGAAGUCGAGCCGCGAGAGCGGGACGCGAAGAGUGAGAGAGAAAGAGCCGGAUCCAUCGGAGAGGAGAGGGAAAACCACGGGGCUUUUGAAAAAGUUUUAUCUUGUCGGUACGCUCGGCCUCUCAGACGCUACCGAACGCCGGUGCGGUGUUGUUGGCCACGGCGUGGUCGCGCGGCCUUCUCGCCGACAAGUAGCGAAUAAAGAGAGCGAAAGAAAGAGAGAGAGAGAGAGAGAGAAAGCCCAGGUCGUGUGCCGCGAUUUCCGGUUUUGAUCGGUCCUCCCGGUCAUCAGCUUCCGCCCGUUCGGUCCGUUCGCGCCCCCUCGCGAACGUUCGCGCGAAAAGAACCACCGAGGACCAUCGAGGAAGCCCUCGACGAGCAUUAUUCAUCAGGACGAAAAGAGCAGCCGUCCUUGAAGGAAUCAUUUUUUCAUCCGCUCGUUUCGCCAUGCAUCGUCGCUAAGGUGUCCCAUAGGUGUCGAUUGAGAGAAAGAGCGAGCGAGAAAGAUCAAGAGGGAUAGACAGUAGAGAGAGAGAGAGAGGGAAAGGAAGAGAGAGAGGAAGAAAGGAAGGGUCAGUCAGGAAGAGGACGAAGAGGUCGAGGAAAGAAGUGACUUCUUGCCGGUCGCGACGAAUGACCAGCAACAAGAUGAAGAACCGUGUGUUGCUAAAGAGUGCGUUGUUCCUGUUGCUGAUCGCGGCGGACGGCCUCGUGACAGCAUCCGAGGAUGAUGACCUGAUUUUCGAUCCGGAGGGUAAACAACCCGCGGUUCAAGCGCCAAUGAUCGAAACGCAUCAGGACGAAACCCUUCUUCAUAGGAUAAAGAGAGGAUUCUUCGAUUUAUUUUCCGCACCAUCGACAACAACGCAAGCGUCGCCAGAAGAUCAAGAUCAAGAUCAAACAUUUGACAACUCGGUCAUCUUAAACGGCCAUCUCGGUGGAAAUGAAGGAAAUCAUACUCUCGAUCAACCUGAAACACCAAGUGCCGAAACGAGUAUUGGUAUCGAAAGGUUGACCCUUGAAAAGGACGAGGACAACGACGAAGAAGACGACGAACAUGAUAAUGAGAUAAGCAACGUCGCGGAAAGUCAAAGAAUACCGAUAACAUAUGGGAAUUCCGAUGACGAAGAUUUGGCCGGUUCAGGAGAGCUCGAAGGCAGCGCGAACGAAGAGAGAGAAGAAUUGGGCCAUCAUCCAAACAUAAUAAACCAACAUCACAAUGUUGACGGAAAAGCACGAUUUUACCGGAUAACAUUGACAGUCGGCGAGCCGUACAGACGAGAGUACUCUGACAGGAACAGUCCUGAAUAUCGAGAAUUGAGUGGCAAUCUCACGCAUGCCCUCGAGAACUUGUACAAUCGUUACAUUCCGGGAUACCAUCAUUUCGCCAGCGUCGUCAAGAUAUCACCAACUUCUGACGCAUUUACGUCACAAGUUACCUUAGACAUUGGUUCGACGUUCACGGACGAGCUUGAGGUGCGUGCCAUCCUAGAUCAACAGUUGCAGUAUCAUUCUUUAGACGGUAUCCAAGUAGGUCCGGAGGGAUUCACGUUCAGGAUAUUCCAAGCCAGGGAGAAGAGCGACCAGCCGGAAUGCGAUCAAACGGCCGAAUUAAGAUGUAGAAGCGGCGAAUGUGUGCCGUUAGAAUCGCGCUGCGACGGCAUAUUACAAUGCAAUGACGGUUCCGAUGAGGAUAAUUGCCCGACAGAUUCGCUAAAUAGAACGAGCGAGGAUGAGCACACCACUGUGGAGUCACCGUGGCGUUCAGGAUAUUUCCCGGUAGAUUCGAGCGUGAAGGAACGCAUUUUACCUUCUGAUGUAAAACCAGAAGUAUCAGACAUCGAAGGUGACGAUAGGGAAGAUGAGGUAUCUACACUGAGGUCAUCAUCAAACAUGUGUCGCGCCGACGACACGGUACGCUGUCAAGACGGCAGUCGUCACAUCUGCUCGGUGCAGCAGUGCGACGGCGUUCCGGAUUGCGAUGACGGUGGUGACGAGAUCGGCUGUCCACAUCCAGGCUGCAGCGCUGGAGAAUUCGCAUGCGAUGUAAACAGAUGCAUAUUGGAAUCUCAACGAUGCAACUUUGUGGAAGAGUGUCAAGACGGUAGCGACGAACACGACUGCAACUACCCCGUCUGCUCUUCAACCGAAUUCAUAUGCAGAAACGGACAGUGCAUCGACAGUAACAGAUACUGCGACAGCGUGAACGAUUGUUACGAUGGAUCGGAUGAACACAAUUGCCCCUGCAGGGAAGACCAGUUCGAAUGCUCGCCUGGUUAUUGCGUGUCCUUAUCACGACGCUGUGACGGAUAUACGGACUGUAGUGGUGGAAGGGAUGAACAAAAUUGUCACAACAUGACACGAUGUCGAGCGGACGAGUUCGAGUGCGCCAGCGGUUCGUGCGUCAGUAAAAGCGCAAGAUGCGAUGGACGAAACGAUUGUCUCGAUCAUUCUGACGAGUAUAAUUGCAACGUGACCACCUGUAGCGGGGAUCAAUUCCGUUGUCUGGAUGGUGUCUGUUUAAGUAUCGACAAACGCUGCAACGGAUUCCCUGACUGCCGCAACGGCGAAGACGAACAUCAAUGCGGUUGCGGAGAUGCCGAGUUCCGCUGUACGGACGGUCGCUGCAUCGGCUACGAGUUGCAGUGCAACGGGGUGAACGAGUGUCCUGACGGAUCCGAUGAGAGGGACUGCGAAAAGUAUCCAUGGCGACAUUACUAUAAUGCCAAAAAGUUCGACGCGAUUGCAUGGAAGUUGUGGAUUUUCUACGGGCGAAAAUCUAUAGAACGCCGAAGGAAUAUGAAUAUGAAACCCGAAACGACGGAAAGUGUCUAUCGUCUCACCAUCAAGCCAACCAUGAUGAUCGGUAAACCGAUCUUGGAAGCGUUUCCGGAAGAAGCUCAACGACGGAGAUUCCCAAACUCCACGCUUCAAAAUUCCUCGACAUACUCGACAAGAAUUGCGCCCAAAUCGAAAAAUAACGAGCCCAACUCGUCCUCGCAGCACGACUCGAACAACGCAGAGUUCGGUCGAUUUCGCAAACCUGACACGGAGAAUUGCAAUGACAAUAUCAAAAUUCGUCAUUUAACUAUUAACCGUGCCUUGCCGCAAUUAAGUUCCAAUCCUAAGUUUUUAAAGUUGUCGGAUAAUCUUAUAAGAUCGUUGUUGAGAUUAAAACAUAACAACAUUUCAUUAAAAGAUAUUCGCUUACAAUUUACCAAUAAUCAGAAUAGAACGCGAAAAAUAAAAAAUGAGAAUAAUCUCGAUCAUAAACCGAGAAAAUCGAAUGCAUUCAAUUCAAACAUGACAAUUAAUUCUUUAUUCAGUUCAAAAAAGAACAGAUAUGCUACGGAAAAAAAUAUUUUUAAUAUGAAAAACUGGAACAUUAAAAUAAGAAAUAAUACUUUUUUUAAAAAUAAAGAGAAAUAUUGGAACAAUAUUAAUAUGACAGAAACGAGAUUGGAAAGAGAACAGAAAAAAGUUAAAAAGAUACCGGCAAAUAUAUCGAAUAGAAAUCAUAUUUUCAAUAAUAUAAAAAGACCGCAUCGCUUCGAAGAUACUAUUUUAAAAGCUACGAAAAAUGAUACCGUUACUCCACUGAUUAACGAUUGGAUUUACAAGUUUAUUACUGAAGUUACACCCACAUUUCGACUGAAUAAUUCGACAGCUGCUGAGAUUUCGAAUAAGACAAUUUCUGGAAUGGUAACAGUAAUAAACGACACUGACAUUAAUCGAUAUUUAAGCGUAAUAGAUGUGAAUCGCACACAAUCUAAAAAAACAAUUUUUGCAACUGUGAGCACGACUGAAAAAAUUCAUGAAAAUUACUCCUCGAUGAAGAUAGAAAAAUUGCUGUAUGAAUCUAAGUCUCCAAAUGUAGAGUUACAUCGGUAUUUUCCAACUAUUAAUCAAACCUUUAUAAGCACUGACAGUAUCGAUAAAAUAUCAAUAGAUCCUUUGACUUCAAAUUAUAAAUCGAUUCAACAAAAUCGCGAUCGAGGUAAAAAAAAGUAUAGCACGAGGAAAAUGAGCAAGCAAUCAAAUAGCACUUUCGAAAGAUUCUACGAAAGUAACGGAAACUCGACGGAAAGCAACGACAAGAUUGAUCCCGGUUUUAUAAACUCCAACGAAACGCCCGGAUCAAUAACUAUAGACGAUUACGUAUAUUCAAAGGAAUUACAAGAAUCCAGGGAAAUUCUGGAAAAAGCAUUAAAGGAUGACGUUCUGUUAAACUGGACGAAGGCGUCUUCGACGAGGGCUCCAGACAUCGUCACGAGAAAUGAAAACGAGUUGAGGAUGGAAGAAACUGAAAAACACGGCAAACACAAGUGCAAAGAUCGUCAUAAUGAUCGUAAAAACAACAGGCCCAAGAAGGAGAAGAAAAAUCACGAUGCGAAGCAUAAGAGAAAACCUACGUCAACCGCCGCUUGGACGGUCGACGAAACGACGAGUGUCGAUUAUAGCAACGAUUAUAGCUCAGAGCAGAGAAAGACUAUGUCUUCUCGUAAUGAUUCAGGAUAUGACAAAGGUGACGGUAAUCGGAAUACGAGCAGUGACAAGAGCGACUGGCACCUUACUGAUGAAAUUACAACGGAACCUCUUAAGAUGGAAUCCUCUAGCGUUGAUGAGUCCGUCACAGAACACCUCAUAGAAGACAACACCACGGAAGGACUUCAGUCAAAAAGAAAAACGAAUUUUAUCACCGAUGAUACUACAUUUCAUUCAUCAACAGCGUCUAAAGGAAAAAAAUUUAAGAAAUCUAAAAUACGGAUUACAACAACCACCGAAAACAGUUGGUGGUAUGUUAGAAAAGUAAAUAAUAAAGAAGAUGAAGAAUUGAUUAAUUGUGAAGAUGUUACUUCGUUUCCUGUUACAGGCGAUUCCGAAAAUAACACUGAAAUAGGCAAUUAUAAUAUUUUUACUAACGACGAUUAUUUUUUCGCGUAUGAAAAAAUACCUACAUCAACCAGUGCUAUCUCAUUCUUAAAAAAUUUUGAGUCUAGAAAAAAUGACGAACUGAGCAAUAUAGAAAAAAGUACAACGUAUGAUACGAUUACAAAUCAAAAAAAUAAAGACAGAAAUAGCACAACAGAAAAAUCAAUCUUGGAUAAAUAUGAUAAAAAUAACGAAAGAACAAGUGAAUGGUCCUGGAAUAGGGAAAGUACUACACAUCCUAUAAAGAGGACUAUCACGCACGAUGCGAUUUCGAAUCUCGAUAGUCUAGAGGAAGAAGAUUCAACAGAGAAACCAAUGUCCAGCGAAGACAACGAAAUCGAUAACGACGUCGUAGAGGAUUACGAGGCCGAUAACUGUAACAAGAAUCAGUACGCGUGCGACAAGUACACGUGCAUCGAUGACGAUCAAGUUUGUGACGGUAUCGUAGACUGUAUUAACGCCAGCGACGAGAUUGACUGCGAAUACAUAUACAUGAAGAGAUGGGAGGAGUACCAGAGAGUCAACGGACAGCUCGGGGAGUUCGACCCUCCGUUUCAGAAUUCUAUCGAGGACACGUCGCUCGACGGAUGCAACCGUUAUGAGCAUCCUUGCGACGGCAGGUGCAUAAACGCACUGAACGUUUGCGACGGCAAGGGAGACUGCCUGGACGGAACUGACGAGGAGGGCUGCCCGAACUUGGAAGGUUUGGCCCCGUGCCCUCAUAUGGACUUCACCUGCAGAGAUGGUUCUUGCAUACCGAAGAGCUCGGUCUGCGACGGAUUCGACGACUGCCCUAGGGCAGAAGACGAGCUUUAUUGCGAGCGGGAAUGCACGCCUAACCAGUUCAAAUGCGCCACCGGGAACAAGUGCAUCGAGGAUGUCUACAGGUGCGACGGCCAUCCGGAUUGUCCAGAUCACAGCGACGAGGACUGCGCUCCAUCCGCUAACGACACUACACACACCACUUCGCCUACCACCAACUCGUCCGAUCCACGCUGGACACCGACACGCAGGAGGGAAUGCGAUCUAAGGACGGAAAUGCGUUGCGAUGACGGCGGUUGCGUUCUCCUACGGCAUAAAUGCGACAAUGUCUUCGAUUGCCUCGAUGGCAGUGAUGAGCGGGGCUGUGGGCUAUGUACACCUGCCGAAUGGAAGUGCGCCAGUGGCGAAUGCUUGCCAGAAAAUCAAAGGUGCGAUGGAAUAACGCAGUGCAGCGACGGAUCCGAUGAGGAUCGAUGUGUAACCGAAUGUCGGGCUGGAUGGUUUCGAUGCAACGAUGGAUUGUGCCUCGACAAUAAGAGACGUUGCGAUGGUCGGCCGCAUUGCUCGGACGGCUCCGACGAAAUCGAUUGCCCUCGUAAUGAAUGCCCCGACGGUCAAUUACCCUGUGACAACGGCGUCUGUAUCAAUAAGAACUUCUUCUGCGACCACAGUAUCGACUGCCAUGACGCUAGUGACGAACGAGAUUGCCCGGAUAGAGAAGAGACCGGCAGUUCUGGCCGAGAAUGUCAUCCUGACAGCUUUACCUGCAACGAUGGCAGCUGCAUACCUCGUACAGCGCUAUGCGACGGCCGCGCGGAUUGUCCGCAUGACGAGGAUGAGAUCAACUGUCGUCAAGGAUGCACGCGGGACCAGUUCCAGUGCGCUAACGGAGAUUGCAUCCCCGCUAAUCAGAGAUGCAACGGAUACAUCGAGUGUGCUGAUGGUUCCGACGAGCCAGAGGAAUGCGAGCAACCAGAGAAACCAGAACCAGGUCAAUGCGUAGAGAAUCAAUUUAUGUGUAUUUCGGACAGAAGAUGCGUUCCACAAUCUUCCGUUUGUAACGGAAUUCCAGAAUGCAGAGAUGGAUCCGACGAGCAUAACUGCGAUCAAGGAGCGGAAUGCUCGGAUGAGGAAUGGCAGUGCAAGAGCGGUGAUUGUAUACCUCGACAUCGACAUUGCGAUCGCCGAAUCGAUUGUCCGUACGACGAUAGCGACGAGUUGGGCUGUCACUAUAGGUCGAUGCAAAGAAAUCACAAUAUAUGCAGCACGCACGAAUGGACGUGCAAUGAUGGUCAUUGCAUCCCGCUGCAUCAGCGGUGCGACAAAAGGCUCGACUGUCCUAGAGAUAUGUCCGAUGAAAUGGACUGCAGUUAUGAUAAUUAUACCGAUGUAACAUCAGAUCUUAGGCUGAAGACAUAUCCCAGUGAACAAGUGAUUAAAGAGAACCCGGCGAAGCAAGGUCGCGAAGUCGUAUUUCAAUGCCGUGACGAGGGUCUCCUACGUGCCAGAGUACGUUGGAUUCGCGGCAAUGGUCUUCCUCUGCCGCCUGGCAGCCGAGACAUCAACGGUCGCCUAGAAAUACCCAACAUCCAGCUCGAGCACGCCGGAACUUAUAUUUGCGAAGCCAUGGGUUAUCCACCGUCUACUCCGGGCCGUCAAGUGAACGUCAUUCUCACCGUCGAGAAGUUUGAACAACCGGCCACCAGACCACCACAAGUGUGUCAGUAUGAUCAAGCCACCUGCAGCAAUGGAGACUGUAUUCCCAAAUCAUACGUUUGCGACGGCAAAUUUGAUUGCACCGAUGGAUCUGACGAGAUGCGAUGCAGUCCACACGGCUGCGAGCCCAACGAAUUCCGUUGCAAUAAUAAACAGUGCGUCAGCAAGUUGUGGCGUUGUGACGGCGACAAGGAUUGCGCAGACGGUAGCGAUGAGGAAAACUGCGCGCCGUCUCCCCCGGGAUCCCCAUGCCGUUACAACGAGUUUCCUUGCAAUAGCAACAAACAGUGUAUCCCGAAGAGCUAUCACUGCGACAUGGAGCGCGACUGCUUGGACGGCAGCGACGAAGUUGGAUGCUCUCCCGUUUACAUCGUGAAACCACCACCGCCGAUGGUUGUUCUCGAGCCGGGCGAAAUGUUACUUCUCACUUGCACCGCGAUCGGCGUCCCGAUACCGGAAAUCAACUGGCGACUCAACUGGGGACACAUCCCCGCGAAAUGUACGACCGUGUCCACUAAUGGAACGGGUACACUGACAUGUCCGGACAUACAAAUCCAGGAUCAGGGCGCGUAUUCGUGCGAGGCGUUGAAUGUCGGCGGUUUCGUUUUUGCCGUGCCGGAUGCUAUCCUCGUCGUGAAGGAACCUCGCAAUGUUUGUCCGAAGGGCAAGUUUAAUUCCGAGGCGAAGGUCAUCGACGAGUGUAUCUCGUGCUUCUGCUUCGGCGUCGCCACCGAGUGUCGCAGCGCCGAUCUUUUCACUUAUCAGAUUCCACCGCCGCUUGACCGCCACAAGAUUGUGUCUGUCGAGACUGUUCCGACAAUCAAAAUCCACGGCGACAUCAGCAACCAGAUAUCUCAGAUCCGCCCGAUCGGUCGAGAUGGCGUUCAGCUGCUGGAGUCCUUCAGCAACGAACUGAACGUCUACAACGUUCCUUACUUUGCCCUGCCGGAGAACUAUCACGGUAGUCAAUUAAAAUCCUACGGUGGCUACUUGAAGUAUUCGAUCCGUCACAGCGGUAACGGCACGCCGAACAAUGCACCUACCGUCAUCUUGAGCGGCAACAAUUACAUCCUGGUGCACAAAGGUAAAGAGCCGACGCCAGAAUACGAAACCGAAGAAUCCGUCAGAUUCUUCUAUGGUGACUGGUACAAGCAACAAGGAAGAAGCGAAGUCCCGGCCUCCAGGGAGGAGAUCAUGAUGACGCUGGCAAACGUGGACAACAUCCUUAUAAAAGUGAAAUACAACGACUCGCCGCAGUUGGACGUUCGUCUCACCAACAUCGUGGUGGACACCGCCGAUGCACGAAACACCGGUUUAGGAUCUGCAUCCUUCGUCGAGGAAUGUCAAUGUCCUACCGGAUAUACCGGUCUAUCUUGCGAGCACUGUGCGCCUGGUUAUCUGAGGCGAGAGAGUGGACCGUGGCUUGGCCAGUGUUAUAGAGACGAACCUCCGUGCCCUCCAGGAUACUACGGCGACCCCUCAAGAAACAUCCCUUGCCAGAUUUGUCCUUGUCCGCUUACCAAUCCAUCAAACCAGUUUGCUCGCACAUGUCAUCUUGGAUCUGAUGGGCAACCUACGUGCGAUUGUCCCGCUGGCUACGUUGGACGCAGAUGCGAACAAUGUGCCGCCGGUUAUCAAGGGAAUCCCCUUAUUCCUGGAGAUAUGUGCGUCCCGCUUCAACAAUGCGAUCCUAACGGCAGUCUUAGUCCUAACGCCGAUCCACAUACUGGAAAAUGCCAUUGCAAGCAAUAUGCAACGGGUCUCACUUGCAAUCAAUGUAAGGCGAAUACCUUUAAUCUGGCCUCGACAAAUCAAUUUGGAUGCAUAGCUUGUUUCUGUAUGGGUAUUACAAACAGAUGCGUCUCUUCUAAUUGGUACAGGAAUGAGAUUCGUGUAUCGUUCACCAAUUCGAUUCGAGACUUCUCUCUGAUCGAAUCCAAGAGCACCGAUGCGCCAGCCAUUGUAGAAGGAAUUCACCUAAACACUAUCAGCCGAGAAAUAAUCUACAGCGACUUCCCGAACCGUGGAAACAAUGACGUUUACUAUUGGCAAUUACCCAGCAUUUUCCUAGGGGAUCAAAUAACAUCUUACGGCGGUAAUCUCAAGUACACUGUCAGAUACGUUCCUUCUCCGGGCGGUCAAAGUUCAAGAAAUAACGCCGCGGACGUCGAACUUAUCAGCGCAAACGAUAUCAACUUGCUCUACUACUCUCGCGAGUCUCCCGAGCCAAACUCUCAGCAAUCGUUCACCGUGCCGUUACUCGAGCAAUAUUGGCAACGCAAUGAUGGAACACAAGCGGAUCGAGAGCAUCUUCUAAUGGCUUUGGCAAAGCUCUCCUUCGUAUCUUUGGACACUGCCGAGAAGUACAACACGGGUAAAGCGCGCGCGGUCGAAGUUGAAGAAUGUACUUGCCCUAGCGGCUAUAGAGGACUUUCCUGCGAAGAUUGCAACGUUGGUUAUACAAGAGCCAUCGAAGGUCUCUACUUGGGUAUCUGCGAACCAUGUAACUGCAAUGGUCAUUCAAAUCAAUGCGAUCCUGAGAUUGGCAUUUGCGAGAAUUGCGCUCAUCAUACUACUGGUGAUUAUUGCGAAGUAUGCGAACCGGGAUACGAAGGGGAUGCUAGCCGAGGCACGCCGAACGAUUGCACGUAUAGAAACACCCCCGAGCCAUGCAGAUGCAACGACGCUGGCUCGCACAGCACUUCGUGCGUCGACGGCCGGUGCGAGUGCAAAAGGAAUGUUGAGGGUCCAGAAUGUAAUCGGUGCCGCCCGUCGACAUACGGAUUACGUGCCGAGAAUAUUGAUGGAUGCAUCGAAUGUUACUGCAGCGGGGUAACUGAUCAAUGUCACGAAAGCACAUUGUACAUACAGCAAAUACCGAUGUGGGUGUACGACUCACAUCAUGGUUUCACUCUCACGGACUCGACUAGACGCGACAUAACCGAUGACGGUUUCGAGUUGAACGUGGCUAUGAACGAAAUCGGUUACCGCUAUCCGGAUAGCAGAAGCCGCAGAUUGUUCUGGUCGCUGCCGAGCGUCUUCACCGGAAACAAAGUGAAGAGUUACGGUGGAAACUUGACCCUGACACAGCAUAUCACUGCGUAUCCUGGUGCUCAGAGUUACAAAGAUCAAGAUAUUCUCUUGAUCGGCAAUGGCAUCACAUUGUUCUGGACAAAUCCGACAGAGCUUCAACCCGAUAUUCCGCUGACCUACUCCGUUCCAUUGAAAGAAAACGAAUGGAAACGAUUGACCACCGAAGGACCACGAAGCGCUUCCAGAACGGAUCUCAUGAUCGUUCUCUCGAAUCUGGAAGCUAUCUUGGUUCGCGCGUCCCACAGCGAGCGUAUGACCGCGACAUACAUAAGCGACAUUAGCAUGGAUACAGCCGUGGAGAAUCUAACCGGAGAGCGACGAGCGACUCAGAUCGAAGCCUGCCGCUGUCCAACUGGUUACACAGGAACUUCUUGCGAAAUCUGCACUCGCGGUUAUUACAGAGACACCAACGACCGAUCUGUCAGUUAUCUGGGCGCGUGCAAUCUCUGUCCGUGCAACAAGAACGAGGAGAGCUGCGAGAUCAGCAGAUCCGGUCAGGUCAAAUGCCACUGCCUACCGGGUUACACGGGACAAUAUUGUCAAGACAGUGCCGUCGGUGAGCUCAUGGUAAGCCUAAUGCCUAUGAAAGGCGAAGUUGAACCGUACUCCACGAUCCAAUUUACGUGCAACUAUGACUAUCCAGACAUGUUUUACAUCUAUUUUAAAUUAUCGCCACUUAACGGGUUUGCCAUAACUGCGAGAGGUGACAAACCCAAACAUAUAGUCAAGACAAAGAAAGGAGCUUUCCGCAAAUGGUCUGUCCACGUGGGAGGCACUGCUUGUAACGUCGAGUGUCACAUCGUAAACUACCGUGGCAAAGAACUGGUCAAGAUUGUGACAUCAAUUACGCCAGUUGGAGAACCGCAAACGACUAUUACACCUGGUCCAAUACCUCCACCGAGGAUUAUAGUUUAUAUUCAAGAACCGGAAUUCCAGAUUGUUCACACCGGAAACACCGUCAGAUAUCAUUGCUCGGGCAGAUCCAUAGAUAGCAAUUCAGUGAACAUUAGAUGGGAGAAAGAAGGUGGUCAAUUACCGCCUGGUAGAAGCGUGGACGACGCUAAUGGCCUGUUGGUCAUUAGAGACGUGAAGGUAUCUGAUAGCGGCAUAUACGUUUGUCAAGUGAGCGAUGGAAUAAACAUCGGACGAAAGAGAGUCACUCUAACUGUUGGAGGAGCUAACUCGGUAGAACCUAGAAUCGUUAUAAGUCCAUCGUAUCAACAAGUAAGAGAAGGUGAACCAGUCGAAUUCCGCUGCGAAGCUACUGGUAAUCCGCCACCUGAAUUGGAUUGGAUUCGAGUCCACGGAAGCAUGAGUCCGGAAGCGACAUUCUACAACGGUAUAUGGAGCCUUCCAGCCGCGUCGAAGAACGACGCAGCCGAAUACAAGUGCAUUGCUAAAAACAAUAUUGGCGUGGAUGAGAAGACGACCAUUUUGUAUGUUCAAGACAAUCCUAAUAAGCCGCCACCUCAAGUUUUACCGCCAACCGUGACUCCGUCCGAAUGGUCCGGAACCAUCGGCGAUGUUGUCAGACUAAUUUGUACGCCAUCUCAACAUGCGAACGUCACUUGGACGAGAUCUGGCGGAUUACCGUUGCCUUAUACAGCCAAUCAACAGGAUGGGAUUUUAACUAUAACCAAUCCUAGUCCGAACGAUUCCGGCAUAUACGUGUGUACUGCGACAAGCAUACGAGGAACGGAAACGAGCACUUCCGCUAGAAUAAUGAUAGUUCCUCGCAGAGACCCACCCACUGUCAAAGUCAGACCUGAACGGCAAGAGGUGUCUCAGGGCACGAUUGCCGAGGUGCGUUGCAUUACCAGCGGAGAACCAGGUGUACAAGUGAAAUGGAGCAAAUACACAGAAACGAUGAGUUCGCGUGUGCAACAAGUAGGAGACACGCUUAGGAUCAUUAACGCCCAGGUUUCCGAUCGAGGAGUAUAUAUCUGCCGAGUUACUAGCUCUACAGGCAGUUACGAAGCCAGUGCCAUAAUCGAAGUUGAACCUCGCGAAGCUCCAGUCUUAGAGCUGUAUCCUCAAGACGUCCAGACGGUCAUCCUCGGCGGUUCGGCCGAUCUUCAAUGUCGUGCGAAGGCUGGCUUCCCGGUGCCCGAGUUGCACUGGUCUCGUCAGGACGGCCGACCGUUUGCUUCCAACAUCGAACAGCUUCCUGGCGGACUACUCAGACUGUCGAACAUCACGGUGAACGACGACGGCGCCUAUAUCUGCUCCGCGUCGAACGAAGUCGGCUCAACAUCAGUUAUCGCGCACAUCGAGGUGCAAUCUCUGCCUGUGAUCACUAUUACUCCGAAGCACGGUAUUUUGCAAGUGAAACGCGGAAGUCGUGUCCGUUUAAUGUGCAGCGCAAGUGGUUAUCCGCAGCCUAACGUAGCUUGGAGCAAAUAUGUGCACGGAGUGACUAUACAUGACACAUACAGCAGAACAGCGGCCACUCCACUGAGCGCUGUAUAUGAGAUAUUCUCCGUUUCAUCCGAUGAGCGUAUUCAAAUACGCAUCGACGACGACGAUGAUUAUCCUCCUUGCACUGGCGAGAGAGGCGAUAUUCCGUGCGACGACCAACGUCCUGAUAAUAAAGAUCCGAAUCAACAAGGAGUGUUGAUUCCCAAAGACUACUUGAGGAUCCCGAACGGUGGCAAGGUGGAGAUGCGUUGUCAGGUCCUCGGACUCGACGGUGAUCAAAUCUAUCUGGAUUGGAAGAGGAGCGAUCAUCGUUCGUUGCCGGAAGGUAGCACAGUGCACAACGGAGUAUUAAGCAUUCCGACCGUCGACAGAAACGCGGCCGGGGAAUACAUCUGUUUGGGUUUGGAUCCUGCCGGUACCGUGCUCUUCAGGGCGAAAUCCCAUCUUGAAAUUAUAUCUCCGCCGAGAAUCGAAUUAAAUCCCACGCGUCAGACAGUGGGACCCGGAGAGAAUCCAUCCAUAAUUUGCACCGCCACGGGAGACGAACCUCUGCAUAUCGUGUGGGACGCUAUAGGACGUCCGUUGCCGUAUUCAGUAUCGCACAAUCGCGGCAUCCUACAAUUCCAUGGUAUCACCUAUUCCGAUGCCGGCAAAUACGUGUGCAAAGCGACGAACGGAGCGGGAACAGCGGAAGCGGUAGCAGAAGUUUUAGUCAAUGAACAUCCUUACGACGACACAGAAGUUCGCGCUGAACAGAGAGACGUGGUGACGCAUGCUGGCAAUUCCGUGCGUUUACGUUGCGUGGUACGCGAACGUGCGACGAUUCAUUGGAGUCGAGAGGGACAAGCCUUGCCGAGCACCGCGCGAAUUGGAGAAGAUUACUUGGAGUUGACGCAAGUGAAACCAGAAGACAGCGGAAGAUACAUCUGUCAAGCCCAAACCAGCCGCGGUGUAUCCAGCGAUUAUAUUAAUUUCAACGUAUCUCUAGUUAAUUUGCUUGCGGAUUGCAUGCCAGUGUACCGAUCGCAGUGCAGGCACUGGGAGUAUGAAUGCAGAAGUCUACAAUGCAUUCCAAUGGAAUACUUUUGCGACGGAUAUGUUCAGUGCAACGAUGGUACUGAUGAACGCUUCUGCCGCAACGCGCGCUAUCGCCAAUAUCUUCAGAGACGACGCGCUGCCGUCGUGCCAUCAAUUAGCGUCGAGGUAUCUCAAGAUCCAGUAAACAUCGGUGAUACAGUUGAUAUACAUUGCACAUGUACUGGACGAAGCCCACGUUAUCACUGGUCGAGACCGAAUCAUGUGAGCCUGCCAACAAACGCGCAAGAAUAUGGCAAUGUCCUGAGACUAACUAAUGUAGCUGUCACCGAUAGUGGACCUUACAGAUGCAUAGUAGACACGCCCGAGGGUACAUUCGAAAAGGACUUCAAUCUGAUUGUUCAUGGCGGAAUUCUCGAUGAACCAGCGAUUGAAACGAAAUUUGCGCCGCACGGAUCGAGUCUAGAAAUGGAUUGUCGUAUCGAUCUUGAUCCACCAAUACAAUUUCAGUGGAGUAAACUUGGUGGACUUUUACCACGUGAUACCCAGACUUUGGAAAACAAAUUAAAAUUAACUAACGUCAAAGCUGAGGAUGCUGGAACAUACAUUUGCGUUGGAUAUAAUGGACAAGCGCGAGUAGAAGUUCCUACGGUGCUGGUCGUAACAGGAGUCGUGCCUAAUUUUAGUCAGGCACCCGAAAGCUACAUCGCUUUUCCGCCUUUACCCGACUCCUACCUUAAGUUCAAUAUCGAAAUCUCUUUCAAACCAGAAAAUUACGACGGCAUUCUAUUGUACAACGCCGAGUCCGUUCAUGGCAACGACGACUUCAUUGCUUUAUCUCUAGUUAAUGGAUAUCCGCAAUUUAAAUUCAAUCUUGGAUCUGGACCAGCUAUUGUCCGCGCGGAUAAGCCCGUUACCUUGAGCGAUUGGCAUACCAUCAAGAUCCAACGUAAUCGGAAGGAGGCAACGAUGCUGGUAGACGGCGAGAGCUCUUACAAGGUGAUUGCAGUAGGCAGGCGUCAAGGUCUGGAUCUCAAAGAGCCCCUCUACAUCGGCGGAGUGCCGAGCUACAGUGAGAUCAACAAACAGUCCGAGGUGAACACAGGCUUCGUCGGAUGCAUCAGCCGGCUAGUCCUCGGAGAGAAGCAGGUUGAUCUGAUCGGCGAUCAGACAGAUAGUGUGGGAAUCACAAGCUGCGAGACUUGCGCCGAAAAUCCAUGUAACAACGGCGGUGUAUGCCAAGAAGCGGCUACGAAGAACGGCUACACAUGUCUGUGCCGAGCUGGUUUCAGUGGCAAACACUGCGACUACGUCGGACAAUCCUGUUAUCCAGGUGCGUGCGGAGAAGGUAAAUGUGUCGACAAGGAUAUCGGCUUCGAUUGUUAUUGUCCGAUCGGAAAGACGGGAUCACGAUGCGAGCAUUCGGUGAACAUUCACGAUCCAGCUUUCCGUAAUGAGAGGGCUUAUCUCGCGUACGAGACUCCGAAAGCUCUUAGACGGCUUAAGGUAACCAUGAGUUUUAACCCUACGGACUCCGGGGAUGGAAUCUUGAUGUAUUGUUCUCAAAAUGACGAAGGCCUCGGAGAUUUUGCAGCGCUCAUAAUAAAGGACAAGCACAUUGAAUUCCGCUUCGAUAUCGGCUCCGGAAUGGCAACCAUAAGAUCACCUUAUGCAAUCCAACCUGGUGUAUGGACGUACGUAACGAUGAAUCGAGACUUCAAAAAAGCCAAAUUGUCAGUGAACAGCGAGCCAUUUGUGGAAGCUGAAUCACCCGGAGCUUCCAGAACCAUGAUCUUAAAUACACCUCUUUACAUCGGAGGAGUGGAUCGCAGAAAAAUCACGAUCAAUAGGAACGUUGGUGUCGACCAUAGUUUUCGUGGAUGUAUAAGCGAACUCGAAGUUUUGUCAGUCAGUUUGGACAUAUUGAAAUCAUCGAUUGACGCAGCCAAUAUCGAGAACUGUUCGAUGUCUCAGCUGAAUCAGACAAUAAUGCAUACUACUAUCACAACUUUGGCACCAUCUACUCAGCCGCCAACAACAUUGUUCGAUCCUUGCGCAUGGAACCCUUGCAUCCACGGCAUAUGUCAAAGUUCAAAUAUGUAUGAUUAUUCGUGUACAUGCGAAUACGGAUAUGUGGGCAGAAACUGUGAGAAUGUAUUGAAGCAAUGCGAAUUACUUACACCGUGUAAAAAUGGGGGUUCUUGCACCGAUCUUCACGGAUCUUACAAAUGCGAUUGUCGCCUCGGUUACAACGGACAGAACUGCGAAAAGUUGGCAGAGAUCACGUACGAUGUUGCCUUCAAAGGAGAUGGCUGGUUGGAACUAGACAGAUCUGUUAUGACGCACGAAGAAGAACGUGAAGUUUUAGGCCUUGAAAUCAGUACAAAUAAGAGUAACGGACUGAUUAUGUGGCAUGGUCAAACCUUGAAUGAUCUAACACCCGAUGAUUACAUCGCCGUUGCUGUAGUAGAUGGAUACGUAGAGUAUCAGUACAAUUUAGGCUCCGGUCCCGCUGUAAUUCGCGUCACCGCUCAGCGGGUCGAUGACGGAGAACGACAUAGAAUAAUUCUGAAACGUCAAGGAAGCGAUGGUAGCAUCGAAUUGAACGGCGAGCACACCGAGAGCGGUGUAAGCGAUGGACUUCAACAGAUCUUGAACGCAAGAGGUAGCGUUUACUUGGGCGGAUUGCCGGAUUACGCGAUGGCUUACGGAAGAUACCAUGACGGAUUCUCCGGUUGCAUUUACACUUUAGAGGUACAAGACUCAGGGGCUAUCGAUAUCGGCGAGAAGGCUAUCAGAGGAGUAAACGUAUCGCCGUGUACGAGAGUAAGAUGGAUUCCAUCUUCACUCGUAUUCACAGACGCAGACGCAGAUGUAUUCGAUGCGUUUGUCCCACCGCCACCGGUGAACAUUAUUCAUCCGAAACCCGCGUCCAAUCUGGCCGCGUGUGACAUAACGAGUUAUUCAUUGUUAAUUAUACUUCAAAAUUUGAUUGCUUUGACUAGAGAUAUUAAGGAACAAAGUGUACUUUUCGCGCUAUUAUGCGUAGACGCAAUUAACGUUUUCAAGGGCUUAUUAAGCUAAAUAAUAGAGUGUUAUAUAAUACUACAUAAAAUAUAUUCUCGAUCUAACUUGUCGGAAAUACAUGUUUCUCUUUAGACCAAGAACGGCGAUUAUUAAAUCGAACACCAAUGUAUAAUAUUUUAAAAGAUAUGUAUUUCCACAAGUUUGCAUACGAUAUGUAUCUAAUAAAUUUGUAAAUUGUUUAAUGCUUAACCGACAUAUCGGAAAUACUGCGGCGAAACUACGUGAUCGAACUGAUAGACCUCCCACACGUGGUGACCUCAGCUAAGAAAAUGAUCUGCAUCUGAAAAACGUUAUUGCGAGUUCGUAUUGUUAUACAAGCGGUAGUACAGUUGAUGUAAAUGUUGAAUCUAAAAGCCAAAAGUAUAGUCAUUAAAUUUUUCAUACAUAUCUAAUGUUUUGAAAAAAAACAUUACAAGAUAGAGGAUCAAAAGCAAAUCUGAUAUCAUAGCUAAUCAAACGUUGUCAGAACAUUAAGAUAUAUAUAACAUUAAAAGAUACAACUUUUCGAUUACGAUAAGAGAAUAAUUUUGUGGAUGGGAUAUCCUGCUCAUAUAAAAAUCGAAAAGUAACACACAUAUUUAACCAAUAAAGAAAUACAUGUAUUUCUUUAACUCCACGGUUUGUAAACGAUUUUCAGUGAGACAGAGCGUGAAAAAUACGAAAGUGAUUGUUACUAAACGAGCAACAAAACAAUUUUAUAUCCGUAGAUAUACAGAAUCCAUCAUGCAUUAAUGUAUCGCUAUCGAUAUUUUAUAAUCAAGAUAACUAUAAUGUUUUAUACUGUUUUAUUUAUAUAAAAAGAUUGAAACAUUUAAUUCGCAAAUAAUAAAUUGUUAUUUUAAAAAUGCGAGAAAAAUUUAUGCAUUUAGAAAAUCACUCUCAAACUAUCAGUUAAUAUAAAAAUAAAAAAUUCUCAUGUUUUUCCCGUUUUUUCUCAUGUUUCUUGUAAUCAGUUUUGUCUUAUUUUUGGUAAUAAUUACGAACAGCUAAUGCGAUGACUGAUAUAAAACGAAAAUGUGUUAAUGAUAAAGUGUAUAGUCUAUAAUUUUUCACUGCCAUGUGCUAAUUUAUUCAUAUUCGUAAUAUGACAAAACAGGUUUGCGUCAAAUAGGAUAAAUAUUAUUCACUAGAGUAUGAGUGUAAUCAAAGUUUUAAUAAGACUUUGAGAUAUCUCUCCCAUUACCAAAAAGACAAUAAAUUCUCAUCACAGCCAAAGUUAUUUCGUUGGGGAAACAGAAAACGACUUUCUCUAUAUCGUAUUAGAUAUCGAAUUUUCACAAAGAAGUUGGAAAGUAUGCGCAAAGAUUUAUAUAUUUAUAACACAAAAAGUUAUCUUUCAUUAAAUAUUAUAGAUUAACAUGAACAAGAAGAUCCUUC